Molecule: messenger RNA, 1260 nt
Organism: Hermetia illucens (black soldier fly)
Lineage: Eukaryota; Metazoa; Arthropoda; Insecta; Diptera; Stratiomyidae
Gene: Vajk4
Product: mantle protein
Exons: 2
Coding region: 118-1119 (333 amino acids)
Source: RefSeq, a predicted model, not a curated record
CUUUUGUAUAUAUAGCGGUGUAAUGGCCAUUUUGGAAUCAGUACCAACUACAUCUUGCUUUAAUAACUCACUAGUUUGUUUUUAAGCUCCUGUUGUAUUUUAAGUAACAGCUCAACUAUGCGAAUGCUCCUAGUAGUGUGUCUCGCCUUGUGCGUGACAUUGGGUUAUUGUGGUGAGGAACCAGCUGCCAAGGCUGCUCCAGAGGAGACCAAAGCCGAGGAAAAGGAGUCAGAACAAGCUGAAUCGUCAAAUAUUGAAAAGCGUGGAUUGUACGGCUCAUUGGGUGAUUACUCCUUCGGAGGUCAUGAACAUCAUGAACACAUCAAGACGGUGACUAUUGAGAAGAAAAUCCCAGUCCCAUACACUGUAGAGAAGCACGUUCCAUACACUGUUGAACGUAAAGUUCCAUAUGAAGUGAAAGUUCCAGUUCCACAACCCUACAUUGUUGAAAAGAAGGUACCAUACACCGUCAAGGAAUACGUCAAAGUACCUGUCCAUGUGCCCAAACCAUACGAAGUCAUCAAGAAGGUCCCAUAUGAAGUUAAGGUACCAGUAGACAAACCUUAUGAAGUCAAGGUCCCAGUUCCACAACCCUACGAAGUCAUCAGGAAGGUUCCAGUUGAAGUCAAGGUCCCAGUACCACAACCCUACGAAGUCAUCAAGAAGGUUCCAUAUGAAGUCAAGGUUGAAAUUCCAGUUCCAAAACCAUACGAAGUCAUCAAGAAGGUUCCAGUCGAAGUUAAGGUACCAGUCGAUCGUCCAUACCCAGUUCAUGUGCCAAAACCAUACCCAGUCGAAGUUGAAAAACCAUACCCAGUUGUCGUAGAAAAGAAGGUACCCUAUGAAGUCAAGGUUCCAGUUGACAAACCAUACAAAGUGUACGUCGAGAAGCCAUACCCAGUCCACGUAAAGGUCCCCGUCCCACAACCAUACACUGUCAUCAAGAAGGUACCAUACACUGUUGAAAAACCAGUACCAUACGAAGUUAAAGUACCAGUUGACAAGCCAUACCCAGUCUACUCGGAAGUCAAAGUGCCCGUCCACAAGGAAAUCCCAGUACCAGUAAAAUAUCCAGUUCAUGUACCAAUCAUUUCCCAUCACGACGACUAUCACCACUAAAGCACUAUCGCAAGGUUCGCAAUAAUUGUUGAGCUGAGGAGUUCUGUUGGUUCUUUUUUUUCUAAUCUCUUCCUAAAAAUUCUUAAUGAAAUCAACGCAUCUUACUAAGCGCCACAAAGAGUCUAACGCUCGCUAAAAAAA